Cynoglossus semilaevis (tongue sole) is the source of this 1324-nucleotide messenger RNA. RefSeq names its product COP9 signalosome subunit 6 (gene cops6). The transcript is spliced from 10 exons. Gene Ontology annotation, molecular function: metallopeptidase activity; protein binding. Gene Ontology annotation, biological process: protein deneddylation. The coding region runs from base 62 to 1033 and encodes 323 amino acids. Gene Ontology annotation, cellular component: COP9 signalosome. Lineage: Eukaryota; Metazoa; Chordata; Actinopteri; Pleuronectiformes; Cynoglossidae. The record is from RefSeq and is a predicted model, not a curated record.
GUGUAAAUAUCCUGCUGUAGUGACGUUGCCGCCGUAGCGUUAUGUCAACAGUACUCUGCGCAUGCACGGACUACCGGACAAGAUGGCGACCAGCAAUGGUGGAGGAAUGGAGGUGGAUGGGGCAGCCAGCCCCGGUGUCAUGGCCUCAGGAGUCACUGGAAGUGUGUCCGUAGCCUUACAUCCUCUGGUUAUUCUCAAUAUAUCCGACCACUGGAUACGUAUCCGCUCACAGGAAGGAAGACCAAUGCAGGUGAUUGGAGCUUUGAUCGGGAAACAGGAGGGUAGAAACAUUGAGGUGAUGAACUCGUUUGAGUUGCUGUCUCACACCAUAGAUGAUCGAGUGCUUAUUGACAAGGAAUAUUAUUACACCAAGGAAGAACAAUUCAAACAGGUUUUCAAAGACAUGGAGUUUUUGGGCUGGUACACCACAGGAGGUCCGCCUGACCAAUCAGACAUUCACAUUCACAAACAGGUGUGCGAGAUCAUUGAGAGUCCUCUCUUCCUCAAACUCAACCCAAUGACCAAACACACUGAUCUUCCUGUUAGUGUUUAUGAGUCUGUUAUUGACAUCAUCAGUGGCGAGGCCACCAUGCUGUUUGCCGAGCUGACCUACACUUUAGCAACAGAAGAAGCAGAGAGAAUCGGAGUCGACCAUGUAGCCCGAAUGACGGCCACAGGCACAGGAGAGAACUCCACAGUCGCCGAACACCUCAUAGCCCAGCACAGUGCAAUAAAAAUGCUCCACAGUCGGGUGAGGAUCAUUCUAGAAUACGUCAAAGCUGUGGAAACAGGAGAAGUUCCCUUCAACCACGAGAUCCUUCGAGAAGCAAACGCCCUGUGUCACCGGCUGCCCGUCCUCAGCACCAUAAAAUUCAAAACGGACUUCUACGAUCAAUGUAACGACGUGGGCCUCAUGGCCUACUUAGGAACCAUCACAAAGAGCUGCAACAGUAUGAACCAGUUUAUCAACAAGUUCAACGUCCUGUACGACAGACAGGGCAUCGGCCGCAGGAUGAGAGGACUCUUCUUCUGAACGUUCGGCCUCUGGGCGGAGCCAGAGACAAACAAGCACUGCAGUUCCUCCUCCCUCUCUCUGAUUUGGCUUUGUUUAUAUUUUGGUUAACAAAGACAGAUUCUAAAAAGCCACAGUAGCUGUUUUCAAAGCAGUUUUCAGUUUCAACUUUACAUGUGCAUUACAGAGCACCAGUCAGUCGGAGACAAAUACAAAAUCAAGCAACAACAAAAAAAAUCUGUAUAUUAUUUUACCCCGAUUGUUUUAUUGUUUCUGUAUGUAAUAAAUAAUCUGCUGAUUUUCUUCAUGGGA